Messenger RNA from Condylostylus longicornis, 778 nucleotides. RefSeq lists its product as uncharacterized. The transcript is spliced from 2 exons. The record is from RefSeq and is a predicted model, not a curated record. The coding region runs from base 50 to 472 and encodes 140 amino acids. Lineage: Eukaryota; Metazoa; Arthropoda; Insecta; Diptera; Dolichopodidae.
AACAAGAACACCAACCAAGUCAAAAGAUUAAUUUCAGAUUUUUAAAAAAAUGUUAAGAAUUCUCACUUUAGGACUUUUCAUGACGUCUUGCUUUUGCAACAUAACUGAAAAUAAUACGGAAAACCAUGCUGAAAACACCACAACAAAGAAACCAUGUUCACCAUUACUUGGACAUUGUAAUAAACCGGGACAAUGCUGUGAACCGCAUGUUUGUUUAACAUAUUUAGCAAAAUGUGUUACAGGAAAUUUAUCAGGAACAAAUAAUACAAUUAAUUCUAUAGAAACAGUUGAUGAGAUUAAAGAAACGUCAAUCCCUAUCAUAACAGAAAAUACAACUGGAAACGUACUACCAACAUCAUGUUCGAAAAUUGGAGAAUAUUGUUUAACCACUACAGAUUGUUGCAAACCAUUUCUGUGUUUAACUUAUGCAGCUAAAUGUGUUAAUCCAAAUUUAAAAGAAACUAAAAUUUGAAUAUUUUAUUUUAUUUUUUCUUCAAAUUGAUUCACACAUAAAUAGUAUACAUAAUAUUGUUGUUACUAUUUACAUUCAGAGGUACAUAUUUAUAUAUCAGUCAACUUUUUACAUUUAAAUUAAAAUUGUUUAUAUUGUAAUCAAUAUUAAUCCAUCAUUGUAAUCAUCAAAUCAGCAAAUUAUUUGAAGAACAAUAUUUUUUUUUAAAUAUAUGAAAGUAAAACCGUAGAAGAAUAAAUGUAUGUAUGUACAUUUCAUGAUCUAAUGUUAAAACCCCCUAUACAUAGCUUAGAAAUAUUCUCAAAU